Messenger RNA from Histoplasma mississippiense, 1620 nucleotides. RefSeq lists its product as hypothetical. Gene Ontology annotation, biological process: ribosomal subunit export from nucleus. Gene Ontology annotation, molecular function: GTPase activity; GTP binding. NCBI's taxonomy places the organism in Eukaryota, Fungi, Ascomycota, Eurotiomycetes, Onygenales, Ajellomycetaceae. The record is from RefSeq and is a predicted model, not a curated record. The transcript is spliced from 3 exons. Gene Ontology annotation, cellular component: cytosol. The coding region runs from base 1 to 1620 and encodes 539 amino acids.
AUGCCUCUCGCAAAAUCUAGAAAUACGGUUGGGUUGGGGAAUAGUUUGAUGAAUGAUCGUUUCGGAAAGGGAAAGGGCGCUGAUCGCAAAAAAGUCUCCUACAAUGCCGCCGCUGUUCGACGGACUGGACCCAGUGGUGAGGUUUAUAUUACCAACCCAUCCGAGGAGGCGUCGUGGGUUAAAAUGCGCAGUAUUACGGAGCAAGGUGCUCUGGAUGAGUUUCUGAGUACGGCAGAGCUUGCAGGGACAGAUUUUACAGCGGAGAAAUUGAACAACGUCAAAAUCAUACAUACGGAUCAGAAGAAUCCUUACCUGCUCUCUGCAGCUGAUGAAAGGGCUGCAGUCAAGAAACAUCAACGGAAUCGUGGAAGAUUGACAGUUCCCCGUCGACCGCAAUGGGACCAAUCGACAACCCCGCAACAGCUGGAUAGAUUGGAGAGGGAAAGUUUACUUGAAUGGAGGAGAGGGCUUGCGGAGUUGCAGGAACACCAUGAUCUGUUGAUGACUCCAUUUGAGAGGAAUCUGGAAGUUUGGAGACAGUUGUGGAGAGUUAUCGAACGGUCAGACUUGGUCGUGCAAAUCGUUGAUGCAAGAAAUCCACUACUCUUCAGAUCGGAAGACCUGGAAAAAUAUGUGAAGGAAGUCGAUUUUAGGAAACAGAACUUGUUACUGAUCAACAAGGCAGAUAUGAUGACGGAGAGACAGAGAGAAGCAUGGGCGGAUUACUUCGAAGAACAGGGUAUCAACUACAAGUUUUUCUCAGCUGCAAUGGCCAAGGAGAGCCUCGAGACGAUGGAAUUGGCUAAGAAAGGGAUAGGUGGGGAUGUUUCGGAAGAGGAGCUAGCUGAUAAUGCAAAGAGAUUAAAUAUUGAAGGUGAAGAAGAGGAUUCCAGCGAGGAAGAAUCGGAGACUGAUGAGGGUGUACUCCUUCCUAAUUCUAAGAGAUCCCGCACGCAGAUCCUUACGAUUGACGAACUCGAGGAGCUUUUCCUUGCAGCUGCACCGCAUAUACAACCAAAGGAAGGGGAUCAAGGGAAAUCCAGGCCAACCACUAUUGGCCUUGUCGGAUAUCCUAACGUUGGAAAAUCUAGCACUAUAAACGCGCUUCUUGGCGCAAAGAAAGUCGGGAAGCUCCUGUUCUGUCACCCUCCACCUACCUCUGAAUGCGCCAUUGAAGCCGGAAAGCACCCCAUUGACCCAGCAGAGUUCAAUCGAGAAUUAUAUGAUAUUUCCCAUCUACCGCCAAAAAGACGAGAGGCUUUCCUUAGUCAAGGGACAGUAUCGCCCCUCUCCGAUCUUGAUGAAUCGUCUGGUCACCAUGACAACGAUACCGAUAUAAAUUUUUCUCAUCCUCAGGGUGCCCGCGCGCGGAACCUCGACAACGGAUUUUUCUCAGCCGUCGGCUCGGGAGGCGCAGAGCACGUUAAGAUGCCCUUCAGUUAUCAAUACACUGAACAAGGUGCUCUUCAGAACCAAAGAAUGAUGGCAGCAUUAGCAAAUGGGAUUGGUGAUUCAGAGGUUCAGAGGGUUGGAAAGAAGCAUUUCAAGGGUGGGAAGAGAAAAGCGAUCGAACAAAGGAAGAAGCUAAGAGCUAAGGGAGGGGAAGAAGAUUUCUAUUAG